Messenger RNA from Gigantopelta aegis, 549 nucleotides. RefSeq names its product cold-shock protein CS120-like. Lineage: Eukaryota; Metazoa; Mollusca; Gastropoda; Neomphalida; Peltospiridae. The record is from RefSeq and is a predicted model, not a curated record. The coding region runs from base 1 to 549 and encodes 182 amino acids. The transcript has a single exon.
AUGACCAGUCAGGAGGGAUCAAGGCAGAUGAAGGGCACCAUGGCCAGUCAGACAGGAGGGAUCAAGGCAGAUGAAGGGCACCAUGACCAGUCAGGAGGGAUCAAGGCAGAUGAAGGGCACCAUGGCCAGUCAGGAGGAUCAAGGCAGAUGAGGGGCACCUUGACCAGUCAGGAGGGAUCAAGGCAGAUGAGGGGCACCUUGACCAGUCAGGAGGGAUCAAGGCAGAUGAAGGGCACCUUGACCAGUCAGGAGGGAUCAAGGCAGAUGAGGGGCACCUUGACCAGUCAGGAGGGAUCAAGGCAGAUGAGGGGCACCUUGACCAGUCAGGAGGGAUCAAGGCAGAUGAUGGGCACUUUGACCAGUCAGGAGGGAUCAAGGCAGACGAAGGGCACCUUGACCAGUCAGGAGGGACCAAGACAGAUCAGGGGCACCAUGGCCAGUCAGUCAGGAGGGAUCAAGAUAGAUGAGGGGCACCAUGGCCAGUCAGGAGGGAUCAAGACAGAUCAGGGGCACCAUGGGCAGUCAGUUAGGAGGGAUCAAGGCAGAUGA